This is a messenger RNA of Tribolium castaneum (red flour beetle), 6031 nucleotides long. RefSeq lists its product as uncharacterized. Gene Ontology annotation, molecular function: nucleic acid binding. The transcript has a single exon. The coding region runs from base 446 to 5584 and encodes 1712 amino acids. Gene Ontology annotation, biological process: DNA integration. NCBI's taxonomy places the organism in Eukaryota, Metazoa, Arthropoda, Insecta, Coleoptera, Tenebrionidae. The record is from RefSeq and is a predicted model, not a curated record.
CCUCUUUUCAUUUAGGGGUUUUUGUAAUCUUCUUACUAAGAGAUAAGAGUAGUAGUAGUCGAGAAGCGAUCGGGUGGCAGCCACACGCCGCAUUUUACAGGGCAUUUAUUAAUCGUUAAUUUAAUUGUGCCGUACCGUCAAGGUUCUCUUUUUUUCCUAUUCUUCCUCUUUCCUUACUUCUUCCUUCUUACAUCGAUCUGCACUUUGACGGACCACUCGGUAAGUUUUUUUUUGUGUUGUUUUAAAUAGCCUUUCUUUUACGCAUUAACAUUUGGUCCUUCGAGCCACCGGAUCUUCGUUUAGUUAAAUCUAGAGCAUUGGUAUCGCUAUUUUUGGAACGCGUUGUUGCAAAAACCCUUCGCUUAUCGAGUUAUCGCUUUAGCUUAUCUCUUGUCGCUGUUGCUCGCAUACGUCCUCGCUUAUUAGAAAUUCGUUUAAAUUUAUCAUGGCUCCAACUAAAGAGAAUGAAUUAAAGUCUCUUCAAGGCAAGCGUCAAUCACUUUUUUUGAGAAUUCAGCGUUUAUAUAACGACUCUAGAAACCUGGAUGAUGAGACGGUUUGCAAAAACUUUAAAAUUAGAUAUAAUACACUAGAAGAAACGCGCCGAUUGUUUAGUAAUUGCAUUGAUUCGAUAAAUUUAUUAAGUUUAGAACUCGACUCUGACUAUACGCCUAGCUUUGCUGAGUUGGAGGCGGUGGACGAAUUAUAUUGUCACAUUGUAGAAGCAGCAAAAAAGGUUUUUACAAAAACUGAAAGUUUGCCCAAGCCGGUGAAAGCUAUAGCAAAAUUGCCCAAGAUCGAAUUGAUGGAAUUUUCAGGGGAAAUGUCCGAUUGGCCAAUUUUUUAUGACACGUUUAGAACUUUAAUACACGAAAAUCCCGAUUUAGACGAUAUUACUAGAAUGCAUUACUUAUUGGGAAAAUUGACGGGUAAAGCUUUGCUGGUUUGCUCUGGAAUACAACCAACAGGAGCAAAUUAUCCCAUCUUAUGGAAAGCGCUCGUAGAAAAAUAUGAUGAUAAACGUCUUCUGGCUAGUACUUAUUUGUCGCAAAUUCUUGACUUUAGACCUUUACAAAAUGAAUCGGUAGUUUGUUUAAAUACAUUUUUGGAAAAGUUUGAUACAGCGGUGAACGCUUUGAAACAAUUAGACAUAGAAAAUCUUUCGGACUUUAUUAUAAGUUCAAUCGCACUUUCAAAAUUAGAUGGUCAAACUCGUAGACAUUUUGAGCUGUCACAGAAAAAAUCUGAAAUUCCUUUGUACAAGGAAAUUGUUGACUUUGUAAAGGAUCACACAAAAAUCUUAGCUUGUACUUUGAAAUCAACUGCUACAACAGCCAAUCGAACGAACUAUAGCGCUCCUUUCAGUAAACCUAGUAGAACCCAUUCGCUUGUUGUUAGUAAUCGCGCAUCGAAUAAUAUUUGUCCAAUUUGUAACGAGGCUUCUCAUUUAGUUUAUCAGUGUGCGAAGCUUUUAAAGUUAGGUCCCUUGGAAAGAUAUCAAUUAGUCAAAGAUAAAGCUUUAUGUUUAAAUUGCCUUAGUCCGAAACAUAAAAUAAUCGCUUGUAAAUCGACAACCACUUGUAGUUUGUGUCGAAAAAGACAUCAUUCUCUGCUUCAUUUUGAUAAACCGCACAUUGAGACAUCAGAACAGCCUGCUAAAAAGGAUUUGGUUUCAAUUAGUGACGUUAAUAGUACUUCCCGCGAGCCCCAUAGUUUUUGUGUCGCUUCAAAUACUAGCUUUAAAUCAUCUAGAUAUAGUAACACUUUGCUUGCUACCGCCAUAGUAGAAAUAUUCGCUCCAAAUUCGAAAAGGAAAUUAGUUAGACUUUUAGUAGACCCCGCUAGUCAAUCGCAUUUUAUUACUACAAAUUGUUGUACCCGCUUAAAUUUGCCAAUUAGAAAAAUUAACGCUUCUGUUAAAGGCAUAGGAGCCAUCACGCAUCCUAUAAAAGGAAAAAUAGAUACGGUCAUUGCUUCUCGCUUUAAUUCAGAUUAUAGAUACAAGUUCGAGGCUUUAGUUAUCGAUCAAAUUAUUGACAAUUUGCCAGAUCGAAAUAUUCCGCAAUCAUCUAUAGAAAAUUUGCUUAAUCUUCCGCUAGCCGACGAGAAAUUUUUUGAGUCGGGGGAAAUCGAUGGAAUAAUUAGUGGUAAAUUGUUCCCGCAAAUAUUAGGCCCGAACAAAGUAGAAAGUUCACUUGGAAGCCCAAUCGCUUUAGAAACUACACUAGGAUACAUAGUUAUGGGCGAAAUACCACAUGUAGCCGCGAAUUGUGAAACACAUUCAUUUUGUUUGAUUGAGGAACCACCUCUAGAUAAAGCACUUGAAAAAUUUUGGUCAAUGGAAGAGGUUCCCAGUCCCAGUGUUUCAUUGAAUAAAGAUGACGCAAAAUGUGAAGAACUUUUCGUUUCUACGGUUAAACGCGAACCGUCCGGAAAAUACAUAGUCUCGCUUCCUUUUAAAGAAUUUCCUCCUAAUUUGGGUAGUUCAUUUCAAAACGCUUUUCGAAGAUAUCUAGCUUUAGAAAGAAAAUUUCGCUCAAUGCCAGCAUUUCAUCAAAGUUAUUGCGAUGCAAUACAAGACUUCAUCGAGCAAGGUCACAUGUCUUUAGUAGAGCCACAUAGAUUGAAUAGCGAAUCUUCAUUUUACAUUCCGCAUCAUGCUAUUUUUAAGGAAAGUACUAGUACUCCACUGAGAGUUGUGUUUGAUGCUAGCGCCAAAGGUAGUAAUUCGCUUUCUUUGAACGAUGUUUUAUAUACUGGUGAAAAAUUACAAACCGAUAUAGUUUCUUUGCUACUGAAUUUUAGACUAUUUGCUGUAGCCAUGACCGCUGACGUACGUCAGAUGUAUAGACAAAUUUGGCUUAAUCCCGAUCAUCGAUGCUUUCAAAGAAUUCUCUGGCGAUUUUCGAUUAAUGAACCUCUCCAAACAUACGAAAUCAAUGUAGUCUCUUUUGGAGUCAAAGCCUCGCCAUUUUUAGCUCUUCGUACAGUUAAGCAACUUGCCUCGGACGAAUCUAGAAAUUUUCAGUUAGCUUCAGGAAUUGUAAAUAGAGAUACAUACAUGGACGAUGUUGUAACUAGUGUUCCUACCAGUGAAGAAGCUAUUGCGUUGUAUCGCGAUUUAAUUGGUUUGUUUAGGGCCGGGGGGUUUAGCUUAACCAAAUGGACAACAAACUCUAAUGAAUUAUUGUCAGAAAUUUUAGAAUCGGAACGCUGCUUUCAGCCCGUUGAAUUUAGCAAUGAUUCCUUGAAGGUCUUAGGUUUUCAGUGGCAUCCGCAAACCGACUUGCUUGGUUUUAAAAUUAGUGUUCCUGACAUAGAAUGUACGAAACGGAAUAUUUUGUCAAUAAUUGCUCGCAUUUGGGAUCCUUUAGGAUUGUUGGCUCCCGUUACCUUAUAUGCAAAAUUAUUGAUUCGGGAAAUUUGGGUUCAAAAACUUGGUUGGGACGAUCCUGUAUCGGCUGAUAUACAAAAAAUUUGGAGUCUUUUAAAAGGAGAGUUGCAUCUUUUGGAAAACUUUGAAAUUCCGCGUCAUUUAGGAACUUGUAGUAAUUUACCUGUGACAAUUGUUGGAUUUGCAGACGCAUCAGAAAAGGGUUAUGGAGCGGUAGUGUAUGUAAAAGUUCCAGAAAAGGUACCUACUGUUAGAAUCAUUUGUGCUAGAUCAAAAGUUGCUCCGUUAAAGUCACUUUCGAUACCCAGAUUAGAGCUUUGUGCUGCGCUUCUUUUAGCUAGACUGAUCCAUUUUGUAGAAAGCACUUUCCAAUCGCGAUUAAUUAUAGAAAACAUUGUUGCUCUGACUGAUUCUUCGGUCGUACUUAACUGGAUAAACGCAUCUCCUCAUCGUUGGCACACUUUUGUAGCAAAUCGCGUGGCAAAAAUUCAAGAAUUAGUGCCGUCGGUUAAUUGGUAUCAUGUCGAUGGGAAGGAAAACCCAGCCGACCCAAUUUCUAGGGGUCUAACACCGGCGCACCUUUUAAACCACCCGAUUUGGCUAACUGGUCCUAAUUGGUUAUUUAUGGACGAACAGUUAUGGCCUAUUAACUCUUCAACUAAUACAGACGAACCUCCACUCGAAGAGAAACCGAUAGUUCUCGUCACUUUCUCACGUUGUGUCAACCCUUUACGACAACUUAUAGAUAGAUCGUCUUCGUAUAGUAAAUUGCGCAAUGCAGUUGUAUAUGUUCUCAGAUUUCUUAAGUUAUUGCCAAAAGGAAAUCUUAUUACACUCAAAGACUUAGAAACCGCUGAAUUAACGCUAGUUAGACUUGUCCAAAGAGAACAUUUUGCUUCAGAUUUAGCUUUGUUAGAGCAAAAUAAACCUUGUUCGCCUAAAAUUCGUUCCUUAUGUCCGUUUCUUAAAGAUGGAGUUAUUAGAGUAGGAGGACGUCUAUCAAACUCAAAUUUAGAAUAUGAUCAGCAGCAUCCGUUUUUGCUGCCCAAAAAAGACCACUUGGUGGAUCUCUUAAUAGACUAUUUUCACCAACGUAAUUUACAUACUGGUCCGCAUCUUACACUGUCGUUGUUGCGUCAGAAAUUUUGGAUUCUAGCUGCACGAAAUGUUGUUAGACAUCGCAUUCGCAACUGUAAUUAUUGCUUUAAAUUUCGUCCUCGCGCAACUUUCCCAUGUAUGGCGGAUUUGCCCGCUCCUAGAAUUACAGAAGCGAAACCAUUUUUGCACAGUGGUGUAGAUUAUGCCGGACCUUUCUAUAUCACUCUGACUCGUCGUAGAGGUGUAAAAAGCCAGAAAGCUUAUUUAUGCUUAUUUAUUUGUUUAGUUACCAAAGCCUUACAUCUAGAAGUGGCUUCUGACCUAUCCACUGCGACUUUUAUUAAUGCCUUUAAACGUUUUUUAUCCCGUCGUGGUCCAUGCUCGGUUUUGUAUUCCGAUUGUGGUACAAAUUUUAUUGGAGCUAAAACUGCCCUAGACGAUUUGUCAAAAUUUGUGACCUCACAAGAGUAUCAUUCUAGUAUUGAUGAUGAAUUGAUUAAACGAAAUGUAGUAUGGAAAUUUAAUCCUCCAGCAGCACCUCACUUUGGAGGAAUCUGGGAGGCAAACAUUAAAAGUGUGAAGUCUCAUUUAACUAAAGUUAUUGGCACCCAAAUUUUGACUUAUGAAGAAUUUACGACGGUUAUUACUCAAAUAGAGGCUUUAUUAAAUUCUCGACCAUUGUGUACGCUCAGCUCGGAUCCUAACGAGCCGUUAGCUUUGACGCCUGCUCAUUUUUUGACAGGGACGCCCCUUCAAUCGCUACCAAUUCAAAAUUUAGACAUGUCGACUAAUUUAGUAACCCGAAAAGAACUGCUCGAUCAAAUUUUGCAAACGUAUUGGAAACGAUGGCACAUGGAAUAUCUACAUAAUUUGCAAGUUCGUCAAAAAUGGAAUAAGCCAUCUUCUCCAAUAAAGGUCGGUACGGUCGUAGUUUUGCGGACGGAUAACACCCCACCGUUGCAUUGGCCAUUAGGGGUCGUUCAAGAGGUCUUUCCUGGCAAGGAUGGGAUAGUUCGCGUCGCCAGCGUCAAAACUCCCAAUGGUCUUUAUAAACGACCUAUAGUUCGUCUAUGUCCCCUUCCAAAUCAGUGAUCGUUUUGAUCCUAUAAUUUUGUUUUUAGUUAUUUGUUCUUUGGGUGGAUGCAAUUACUUGCAGUUUAAUUUAAUUUAAUAUUUAUUAUUAUUAUGCGGAAGGGAACUUAUAUUUCUUUUCUUUAGUUGAUAAUUUAGUUUUAGUUAACUUCAUUCCUUAACGGUCGGGGGGAAUGUUAGCGCCUCUUUUCAUUUAGGGGUUUUUGUAAUCUUCUUACUAAGAGAUAAGAGUAGUAGUAGUCGAGAAGCGAUCGGGUGGCAGCCACACGCCGCAUUUUACAGGGCAUUUAUUAAUCGUUAAUUUAAUUGUGCCGUACCGUCAAGGUUCUCUUUUUUUCCUAUUCUUCCUCUUUCCUUACUUCUUCCUUCUUACAUCGAUCUGCACUUUGACGGACCACUCGGUAAGUUUUUUUUUUGUGUUGUUUUAAAUAGCCUUUCUUUUACGCA